AUGCCGAGAGGAAGUCGACCAAAACCAUCGAAUAAAUUCAUUUCUGAUGAAAUUUUAAAAGAAAUUAAAUCAUAUCGUCCAUUAUGUUUAUUUAUUAAUAAACAAAAGAAAAAAGGAAGUACAGAUAAUCCGUUUACUUUACGAGUAAAGUUUUGUAAAUUAUCAAGCGAUAAACAAGCGAGAUUUUUACAAAAAUCCGUCGAUAAAUAUAUUGAAUUACUUGAUGAAAAAGAUGUAGAUGAACGUGUACAAAUCGAAUGUAAAUUAUUCGAUUAUUUAUUAAUGAAAGGCGAACAGAAGAAAUAUUUUCAAUCGAUUAAUGCACCAGCAAAACCACCCGGAACAACUGUACCUUUUUAUACUCAAGCUGUUAAAGACGAACAUGAUGAUGAAACAUCUUGGAGUUCAUUGAGUACAGCUGAACAACAAAGUUAUAAAAAGAGAAGAAAAGAAGCUAAAUAUGAAUAUUCAGCACAAGUAAGAAAUUUUGCUAAUGAUUUACCCGAACGUCUCCGCACAGACUAUUUACUUUAUGCUGAACAAUUACCAUAUAAAGCUCAAGUAAAUAAUACACCAUUGUCCACUGGUUAUGAUAAUACGAAUGUUGAAAAUUUAAUUCGUCAACGUCGUAAAUCAUUAACAGCAUUACCUGAUAGUUUACAAACAACAACAGGUGAUGAUUAUCAUCCAAAAUUAACAAAAAAACAACUUACUAUAUUACAUAAAUGUAUGCCAAAUGCACUUUAUUAUGAAACUGCUAUAUCAAAUGAUGAAAAACCAGCAUUUACAAAAGCCAUGACAAAAAAUGCUUAUAUGAGAACAUUAUUUAAUCAAUUAAAUGAUGAAGAACGAUUAACAUAUAUAUUAAAAUCAAUAAAAAAAUGGAAUGAAUUUCUUCAUUUCAAUCCAAAUGUUAUUGAAAAUUUAAUUCCAACAUUACAUUUAUUAUUAGCUAAAAAUGAAGAUAUUAUUUUAUAUUUUCAAUCAAUGGGUUUACCGCCACGACCACCAAUAAAUAGUUAUCUUUUUUUUAAUCAUGAAAAAGAAGAAAUAGGUUCUCGACAAUCUUGGUCAGAUUUAUCUUCGAUACAAAAAACUGAAUAUGCUCAACAAUUAGCUGAAAUUAAAAAUGAAUAUUAUCAAAAACUUGUUGAAUUUGUUGAUCAAAUUUUAGCAUCAGAUUAUAUGAGAUAUGAAUUUUUUCGUAAUGUUAAAUAUGCAGUUAAAGAUUAUGAAUUAGCAGCUAAAUGUGAAAUAACAGAUAAAAAUACUGGACAACUUAAACUUAUUGAAUAUUAUAUGCUUAAAAAUGAAAUGACAAAUAAUUUGAAUCAAUUCAAUCAAAUAAGAGAAAAAUUAUUAUCAACACAAUUAACGAAUGAACAAAAGAAUCUUGUUGAAGAUCUUUCACAAUUAUUGUAUAAAUAUAUUACGUGA
Molecule: messenger RNA, 1437 nt
Organism: Adineta steineri
Lineage: Eukaryota; Metazoa; Rotifera; Eurotatoria; Adinetida; Adinetidae
Source: the annotation of a GenBank genome assembly